Hyalella azteca is the source of this 484-nucleotide messenger RNA. Its product is annotated as integrin alpha-PS5-like. Lineage: Eukaryota; Metazoa; Arthropoda; Malacostraca; Amphipoda; Hyalellidae. The record is from RefSeq and is a predicted model, not a curated record. The transcript has 4 exons. Gene Ontology annotation, molecular function: integrin binding. Gene Ontology annotation, cellular component: external side of plasma membrane; integrin complex. Bases 11 to 484 code for a protein of 157 amino acids. Gene Ontology annotation, biological process: cell adhesion mediated by integrin; cell-matrix adhesion; integrin-mediated signaling pathway.
UACUCAGGGUAUGGCCGCGGCUUCAACCUACUUAUUCGAAAAAGUUAACGGAGACGGUCUCAUCACACGGGCAUCUCUCUUCACGUCUCAGGAAAACAAUUUUCUAUUCGCGUACUGCGGAUAUAGUCUCGCAGUUGGGGACUUCGAUGCUAACGGCCUAGAGGACGUGGUGGUCGGAUGCCCUUGGUACGACAAAGACAUUGGUGCCAUCGUUAUCUUCUACCAGAAAAAAUCAGGCAACAGUUAUAAGAUGGAGAUGGAGAGCCAACAUCGCUUCGGGCUCGAUCCAGAGGCGAGAUUCGGCUCCUCGAUAUCCUGGAUCGAGGAUAUGGAUGGAGAUGGAUAUAGAGGUGACGAGGGAUAUAAUGAUAUAGAGAUUUUACGCGCUGAGAAAGGCAUGACGAACUUCGGCUGGGCCAUAGCCUCCGGGUCCGGCAAUUUGGCAGUGUCCGCAUAUGGGCAGAGCGUGGCCGUUUUCAAGUGA